This is a messenger RNA of Striga hermonthica, 399 nucleotides long. Lineage: Eukaryota; Viridiplantae; Streptophyta; Magnoliopsida; Lamiales; Orobanchaceae. The record is from the annotation of a GenBank genome assembly.
CAUAUAUGUUAAAUUUGCUAAAAUGAUUCUUACACAAUUUUCUUGUCCUAUAAAGGUCUUGCGUACUGACAAUGCUCUUGAGUACAAAGAUUCUACUUUUUUGAAAUUUCUUUCUGAUCAGGGUACCUUAGUUCAACGUUCGUGUCCAUAUACUUCCCAACAAAAUGGACGAGCUGAACGUAAGCACCGUCACAUUCUUGAUACUGUUCGUGCUCUUCUUAUUUCUGCUCAGUGUCCUGAUCGUUUUUGGGGUGAGGCAGCCUUGACUGCUGUUUAUGCUAUCAAUCGGUUACCCUCAUCAGUCAUUAGGGAUGUCAGUCCUUUUGAGAGGUUGUACGGUCAGUCUCCUGAUUAUACUCAGUUACGUCCUUUUGGUUGUGCUUGCUUUGUUCUCCUUCC